Messenger RNA from Brettanomyces nanus, 2550 nucleotides. RefSeq lists its product as uncharacterized. The record is from RefSeq and is a predicted model, not a curated record. NCBI's taxonomy places the organism in Eukaryota, Fungi, Ascomycota, Pichiomycetes, Pichiales, Pichiaceae. Bases 1 to 2550 code for a protein of 849 amino acids. Gene Ontology annotation, biological process: proteasome-mediated ubiquitin-dependent protein catabolic process. The transcript has a single exon. Gene Ontology annotation, cellular component: GID complex.
AUGACGACUUUACUAGGAAAUGACAAGGAGAAACUCUCUCGUUUAAGCUCCGAUCCGACGCUUCUAAGUGGAUUUGUCGGACAGCUCUCUUCGUCGGACGACGUGUCUAUUCUCGGGAACUCCGCCGUCGUUUUGACCGCUUUUGUUCGUCUAGGCCGAACGUGCCGCCUUGAGUUCCCGUUUUCGGAGCAGCAAUUGGCGUCUCUCUUGAUUUCCACGGCGGUCCGCCAUCCCAUUGAGCUCACAGCCUGCAAUUUGGCUGCUCUCGCGGAGUUACUUGUGUCUGGAAACCUUGCCGCCAUCACCGCCUCCGACGACCUUGACAAGUUGCUCCGCCGCGUCCUCGGCCGCCGCCAUUCAACACCCGCCGAACUUCGCCAUGCGUGCAUAGUGCUAAUUCAUCUGAGAGACGAUCCCGUGGCCGCUGCCGCCGCCGCCGACACCACCAAGGCGGCAUACUCCAGGGACAUUCUUCUCUUCCGCCCGUUGAUGCGGCGAAUCGCCUGGGAAAUCGCUCCGUUUUUUAAAACCAUUUACAGUUCAAAUGCCGCCCGCUUGGACACUGACACAGAAAUUGACACCGACAUUUCGGACGCCGCCAGUAUCUCAACUAGUCGUGCCUCGCUGCUUCCGCCCGCUUUUACCCUGCGGCCCCAGGAAGCUGACGAUGCCGCGCGACACUUGACUCCGCUGCUCCAAGCAUUAGCGCACUUGUUACCGCGCAUUCACGCGCAGGUUUCGGCUCCGCCCGCGCUGCCGCCACCACUCCACUACACCUUGUGUGCGUUUCUUCGGUCUCCAAACGCCGCCUUACGUCUCGCCGCCGCCACCGUUCUCGCCUAUUAUACCAAAGACUUUGAAUCGCUUCCCUCAAUGAGAGCGCCGACGUAUGCCAAGGUGAUCCCCGCCCUCAUUGAGCUGGCGGACACUCUCGAAAGCACUGCGGGUACCCCCGCCGUUACUCCGUCGCCGAUGCGUGUCUUGGCGGUGGUCGCACAGGAAUAUCCGCCGGCCUGCUCACAACUCUUCGGUGUCAAUUUUGCCGACCGCGCCGCCUCAAUCGUGGCCGAAACAUACGCUCCCGCCGCCGAAUUCAUGUCUGCCGCUACGGUGCACCGCUUAUCGGAUGCUCUACUGGUUCUCAGCUGUGUAUGCAGUGUUAACGAUGCUCACCGCGAUAUCGUCGCCCAGUAUGAUCUCCGCGGUGUUCUGUGCGGGCCGAUCGCCCGCCACACCGCACUAUGUGAAGAUUUGGCCAAGACCCCCGAAAUCCGCGACGCCAGUUCGGCAUCUGCUCUUCGCUCUCUCCGCUCACUCCGCCUUUCCAAUGAACUUACGCUGGCAGCCUGCUACUUGAUUCGGGCAUUGUCGCGGUCCGCCAGCAUGCUCCGCACGUUCCUCGUAGAUCUGGAUCCUGUAAACCUACUCGUGAAUUUGGCCGCCGCCCCAGUUCCCGACGUGGCGGCGUGCGACACUGACUUGGCGGAGAACGAGGUGGUUUUGCGGAGCGUCGUUCUUGGAAUCAUGGCCAAUUUGGUGGUUGAGUUUAGCGCCGUCAGAGAGAAGUUUAUGGAAGUGGAUUUGUACGGCUUGUUGCUGCGGUAUAUCGGCGGCGAAACCAAUGCCGAGGACCGCACCGCCCGCAGCCCCCGCGGUGCCAAUAGUCGCGGAGCAACUCUUCUCCGCAUCAGCGCUCUUCAAGUCAUCCGCAAUUCCCUUUACUCCGACGACUCUCUUUUCAAGCAGAAGUUCGCUUCGGGCUCCGCUCUCAACCAGAUAUUCGAGCUCUGCGAAGACCCCUCCGACAAGGUGCAGCAGCAGUGCUUCAACAUCCUCCGAAACAUCUCCGUCACAUCGUUCACCAACUCCGCCCACCUCUACGAUGCCUAUGCGGCGUCGGCGGCCCGCCGCCUAACGAACGACGACUCUUUUUUGGAGUUUCUACUCCGCCAUUUGGAUGCCGCCCAUAGUUCCGACACCGUCAUCGCCAUCAACUAUAUUUUAGUUCAUUUCGCUUCGUCAACUUUGCAGAGCAAGUUGCUUCUUACCCAGAACGACGCUUUGCUCCGCAAGUUGCUUGAGUUGCUUAAAGAGCCGAUCCGCAAGUCGGUGUCGGCCGCCGCGGAAGAGAAGUUAUGGAAAGUGAAGUUGAGUAUAGUUUGGAUUGUUACGAAUUUGACGUGGCGGGAGGAGACGUCGGUGUCGGAUAGUGAGGAAGAUGUUGCGGUGACGGCAAGGGCCGCCAACACCGCCGAUGCCGCCGAUGUGCUAGGCUCCUCCGACAACGCCGCAGAUGCCGCAGCAGCUCACGAAGAUUCCGCAAUGGAUGUAGAUUUCGGUGCAAUAACCGCUCCGCAAACCGCCGCCAUUUCCUCUGUAGCCGCCACCUCCGACUACAGGAAGACCCGCAACAGAGCCCGCAAGCUAAUUGAUCUCGGCUUCUACAAUGCCAUUAAGCAGCUCAAUAAUACUUGCCAGAUCUCCGACUUCAAAGAACGCGCAAGAACCGCCAUCUUCCAGUUGGUCUUCCACGAUAAUUCAAAGCGGUGA